Molecule: messenger RNA, 3321 nt
Organism: Falco peregrinus (peregrine falcon)
Lineage: Eukaryota; Metazoa; Chordata; Aves; Falconiformes; Falconidae
Product: hydroxyacylglutathione hydrolase, mitochondrial
Exons: 9
Coding region: 650-1432 (260 amino acids)
Biological process (GO): glutathione metabolic process
Cellular component (GO): mitochondrion
Molecular function (GO): hydroxyacylglutathione hydrolase activity
Source: RefSeq, a predicted model, not a curated record
ACUAUGCCCUUUCGCUGUCAAAUACCCAAACGGUGCAUGGCUACACUGUCAUUCCUUGGGAUUUUCUUUGCAGCACUGUGUUUAAUUUUAUUACCAUCUCCCCUCCUUACCUCAUAAGCAAGCGAGCUGGUGGAAGUAGGAGGGAAGAAGUUCUAGGCAGGACAGUUGUACCAGAGGUGCCUGACUGCCUCGGCUGCCCUGGGCCGGGCACCUGUCAAGAGCUGGGAGCUCGGUUUUGCAGCCCUGUUGGCCCCGUGGCUCUGUGGUGCUGCAGGGGGGCAGUCUGUGUCUGCUCUGCGGGGCCUCUGCUCCCCAAAGCAGGCUCUUAUCGGGGAUGGGCAGGACUGAGCUGUUUUGGGAGAGUGGGGCCGGUUGAUUAGGAGUGUGGUGACCCCUCCCUUUGGCACCCAGCGUUGUGUUGCGAGCCUGAGGGAGAGACUCAGUAGCACAACAUGGAACAGUGGCUGAGCCAGCACAAUUCAGACCAGCACUGUCGCCUUCAGUGGUGUGCACGGACCUUGGGCUUUGAGAUAACUGAUGUCUGAGUUGCAGAGACCGAUGCCUCUGUCCCUGUCCAGCGCAGCUACGAGCUGUCUUCUUGCACACGGAGCACGAGCGGAGGAAGUCGAAGACCGUCACACAAGCCAACAUGAAGGUGGAAUUACUCCCAGCCCUCACAGACAACUACAUGUACCUGCUCAUUGAUGAAGAAACGAAGGAGGCUGCAAUAGUUGAUCCCGUGCAGCCCCAGAAGGUUUUGGAUGCAGUCAAAAAGCAUGGUGUGAAGCUGACCACCGUCCUGACCACACAUCAUCACUGGGACCAUGCUGGAGGAAAUGAGAAGCUCGUAAAGAUGGAGACGGGGUUGCGUGUGUAUGGGGGAGACAGCAGAGUAGGAGCACUGACGCAGAAAGUGUCUCACCUUACAUCGCUCAAGGUGGGAUCUCUUAAUGUGAAAUGCCUCUGUACGCCGUGUCACACUUCUGGACACAUCUGUUAUUAUGUGACUAAGCCAAAUAGCUCCGAGCCACCUGCUGUUUUUACAGGUGACACGCUGUUUGUGGCUGGUUGUGGGAAAUUCUUCGAGGGAACCCCGGAGGAAAUGUACAGAGCGCUGAUUGAGAUUUUGGGCAGCUUGGACCCCAAAACGAGAGUUUACUGCGGUCACGAAUACACAAUCAACAAUCUCAAGUUUGCUCGACACGUUGAACCCAAUAAUGUCGCUAUCCAGGAAAAGCUUGCGUGGGCCAAGGCAAAGUAUGACAGUGGUGAGCCAACCAUACCCUCCACCAUUGCAGAAGAGUUUACGUACAACCCCUUCAUGCGAGUGAGGGAGAAGACAGUCCAGCAGCAUGCUGGGGAGACCGACCCCAUCCGAACAAUGGGGGCCAUCAGAAAAGAGAAGGAUAACUUCCGAGUCCCGAAGGACUGAGCACUCUGCCUGGAUCACUUUAAUGUCAAUUUAAGUGUAAUUUAGAGCAUUCAGAUGUUUUAGGAGUUGAACCCUCUGUUGUGGUUGAGACAGUCAUAUUUAGGUUUUUAUUUUGUUUUAAUUAAGAAAAAAAAGCACUUUGCCCUUGUUGAGAUGUUCUACAGCAUAUUUAUAUUAUGAUGAAGAAUAUUUAUCCUUCUAUUGCUGGCUCUCAAACUGUCACGUGUGUCACAUGGAGAUCACUUUACAAGUGUUGAUAUGUGGCUCAGAGCCUGGGGUGGGGAAGGGUCAAACCUUGAGGUCUAGGAAAAAGCUCCUGUUAUUUUUGUAGGAGCCCGAUGUGAAUACAGACAGCGGGACUGGGGCCCGAGAUGUCUUCGUUUAACAGAGACAAAAUGCAGUAACUGCGCUGCCAGCUGAAGAUUUGAACUUUUCUUUCAUGCUGCUACUUAAAUGCUUCUGAGUCUGUUGCUUCUGGCUCCGCUAAAAGCAGUUCACCGUGACAGACCUGCUCUGCCACCGCCAGUCCGGGGCUUGGUUCGUGACAUACGCAGGGGGUCUGGCUCGGGGCGGCACGCGGGGGCUGUCCAGCUUCCCUCUUGAUGUUCCCCGUCAUGGACUGCAGGAACCGUUCCAGGCAGCACGCUGGCUUCGAGAUUGCACUGUUGCUUCUACCCUUUACUCUUAACCUCAGCCUGUUUGCAUGUACCUGCUUACUGCUCUUAAGUGUCAUCUGUAUGUGACUUGUAUUAGUACUGCACAAAUGAAGAAGGGAUUUGUCUGCUGGCUUGAAAUCCCGAGAAAAAACAUAGUGUCUAACUGCGUAUCUAACAGCUGAGCAGCGGCGAGGCUCCACCAACAGAUUCCUCGCUGCCGAUAGCCAGAACUGCUUUGUACCUUGCUGUGAGUAACGCGGUGAUGGAGCGUUUGGUGGCGGGACGCUGCUCCCCGGUGAGCGGGCGGCUGCGCUGGCCUGUGCCAGGAGGCUCCAGCCUGAGGGCCUGGCUGAGGUGGGUGCUGCGGGGGCCGCCGCCCUCCCCGCAGCCGCUGCCUGGUCCAGCUGCUCCGCUGGGAAGGCCGCUGGGGUGAUGUAAAUGGUGAGGGUGCCUGUGCAUUGCCAAUUAAACAGGGCUUAGACCCCAGACCUGCUGAGAGCCCACAGUAGCGAGGCACGUUCCUUUUUCUUGGUUGGUCUGUGGGGCUAAAAUCCAUCUCUGCUCUCAGAGCGGUGCUGUGUGACCGCAGGCUGUGGCUGCCUUGGAAGCUGCAGGGAGGGAACUUCCCCUUGGGCUCCUUUUCUGACGGGGAAUAGUGUGUCGAAGUGGGUGAAUGGGGUAAACUUAGAGGGAAAAUAAACCCGGAGUUUCAGCGAGUGGGUCACCCGGCUCCUGCCCUUCGUGUUCUGCAGCUCCGUGUCUGUAAACGAGAGCUGUGAGCAGAGUGGGGUGGGAGCCAGCCUUGCGGGCUUGGCAGCUGUGUCUGUAGUGCAUCUUCCUCCUAAUUAUAUUUCCUUCCUUCUCUGUUGGUCUUGGCUUCAUAUUGCAGAUCUGCUUGUGUACAAGGGACUUUCAAACAAAUGCUUUGCAGCUGAAACUAUCAAGAGAGUCAAACGAUUUUGGUUGCAGGUUCCCCGCUCCCCAAUGUGUCGGUAAGGCCACGCCGGAGUUCGUAACUGCUGGUGUCACCACCCUUCCAGCUGCAGGAGUGGGAUUUGGUGUAGCGCCGUUUCUUUAUUUGUUAUUAAAAAUGUACAUUUUAUGUAGUUCGGAAGGAAAAGUGGUACCCAAAACUAUUAGCUCCUUGACUUGGGACGCUGUGCUGCUACAACGGAGCGUGACUGUACUGAUGGCUGUUUGCAAACAAGCAAAUAAAUAGCAGCUGUAAACAGA